This is a messenger RNA of Pseudoliparis swirei, 797 nucleotides long. RefSeq names its product mitochondrial import receptor subunit TOM20 homolog. The coding region runs from base 1 to 375 and encodes 124 amino acids. NCBI's taxonomy places the organism in Eukaryota, Metazoa, Chordata, Actinopteri, Perciformes, Liparidae. The transcript has 3 exons. The record is from RefSeq and is a predicted model, not a curated record. Gene Ontology annotation, biological process: protein targeting; tRNA import into mitochondrion; protein import into mitochondrial matrix. Gene Ontology annotation, cellular component: mitochondrial outer membrane translocase complex; mitochondrial outer membrane. Gene Ontology annotation, molecular function: transmembrane protein transporter activity.
AUGACACUGGAAAUGAUCGGGAAACAGCAGACAGGCUGUGUGAAGGAUGUGGAGAAGAGGAGUCGAAGAAGAAGAAGAAGAAGACGCCCCGAGUGCUCGUCUUCACGCCUCGUGUCUGCGCUCCACAGGCGACUAGAGAAAGGCGUGGACCACCUGACCAACGCCAUCGCCGUGUGCGGUCAGCCGCAGCAGCUGCUGCAGGUGCUGCAGCAGACUCUGCCUCCGCCCGUCUUCCAGAUGCUGCUCACCAAGCUGCCCAGCAUCAGCCAGCGGAUCGUGAGCGCCCAGAGUCUGAGCGAGGACGACAUGAGGACCAGGAGGAGACCGCCCCCGAGCCCUCCUCCUCCUCCUCUUCCUCACGUGGACCCUCCGUGACGACCUCGCCAACGCCUCGGCCUCCAUCACGCCGGCCGACGUCCAUCACUUCCGGAAGUGGAAUUUAGUUUUUUUAAUUCCUGGUUUAUCCAUGACAGUCGUGUGUUUGUCUUUUAACUUAAAUGACCCGUUUUGGGGUAUGAAGAGUAUCUGGAUCAUAACAGCCCCCCCCCUCUCCCGUCCCGACAGCAUCGUGUUCCAGGGUUACUCCGUCCUCGCGGUUCCUUUAUCAGUCGUGGAACGUUCCAGAAACGGGAAUCUUCUCUCCGCUCCACAAAGUAUUUAUUGUUUCAAUUAGUUUGUUAUCGGUCUUCUGUUCGUUCUCGACUCGCAAACACUUUGUAAAAAAAGUGCUGAAAUGUUUUGUUUAGUCAUUUUGAGAGGACGACGCUCUGUAGGAAAAUAAAACAAUGUGGACAGAC